Molecule: messenger RNA, 1690 nt
Organism: Vanessa atalanta (red admiral)
Lineage: Eukaryota; Metazoa; Arthropoda; Insecta; Lepidoptera; Nymphalidae
Gene: SmydA-3
Product: SET domain-containing protein SmydA-8
Exons: 8
Coding region: 96-1574 (492 amino acids)
Source: RefSeq, a predicted model, not a curated record
UUAAGACAAUCCAAAUGUACAAACGCUUCAAUCUCCGUUCGGCAUCCUUUGAGAGAACUAUAUGCUUCGCUUACUAAGAUUAACUAAUUAACAAAAUGGUUGACAUUUGUCACUACAAAGUUUUACAAAAUGAGGUAUAUGGCCGUUAUUUGACCGCGAACAAGGAUUUAGAAUGUGGGGAUUUAAUAUUUACAGAUUUACCUGUCACUGUGGGACCUAAGCCAGAUACCUCACCAUUAUGUCUAGGAUGUUACUGUCCCGUUGAAAAUUCCGUAUGUUCGCGUUGUAGUUGGCCAAUAUGCAGCACUGAAUGUGAACAGUCACCGCAACAUCUGCCGGAAUGUGAUGUUUUUUCAGAAGCGAAAAUGCGUUUUCAGCCUAUAGAAGACUGGACAGCGACAUCUCCCCAACUUGAUUGUAUAACGCCUUUGAGAUUGUUACUAGCGAGAGAAAAAGAUUUAGAUAGAUGGAAACGAGAAGUUGAAGUUAUGGAAACUCACACAGAGGCACGAAAAAAUAGGCCGACGUGGGAAGCCGAUCAAAUUAAUAUUGUAAAUUAUUUGAUUGAUCAUUGUAAGCUUAGAAACAGAUUUUCUAAAGAAUUAGUAGAACAGGUGUGCGGAAUUUUAGAGGUAAAUGCAGUAGAAAUUCCUUCGCAUGGUGGCUUCAGCAUACGCGCUGUGUAUCCUCGCCUAGCAAUAGCUUGUCACAGCUGUAUACCUAAUAUUACUCACACCAUCCUUCACAAAAAUUAUGAAGUGCAAAUACGAGCAGCAGUACCAAUAAAAACCGGCGAAAUCCUGCACUUAAGUUACACCCACAUCUUAUCACCUACUUUAAUACGUCGAGAACAUUUAUUAGAAUCUAAAUUUUUCAACUGUGAAUGUCCUCGGUGUGAAGAUCCCACUGAGCUUGGAACACAUUUGAGCACUCUGAAGUGUAAUAAGUGCGACAAUGGCUUAAUUCUUUCAACUAAUCCCUUGGAUAAUGGAGCAGAAUGGAAAUGCACAGAAAAGAACUGUCAAUUUAAGACAAGUGGUCCUGCGAUGCGUAAAAUGUUAGGCGUGGUUCUCGCAGAACUAGAACAGCUCGACGCUCUCGAUCCCGGACCUACUGCUAUAGAACUCAGAGAAGCUACUAUCAAAAAGUAUAAGUCAGUGUUCCAUCCACGUCACUCAAUACUCCUGUCUAUUAAGCACGCCUUAGCUCAACUAUACGGUCGCGUAGAGAAUUAUACGAUUGAUGAACUACCAGACGUGAUGUUAGAGCGCAAAGUGGAAUUCUGCCGUCUUAUAUUAAAAACAUUGGAAGUUAUAUCACCAGGAGACAGCAGAAUGAGAGGUAUGAUGCUAUACGAGUUACAUGCGCCACUAAUGUAUUUGGCUCGGAACGAGUUUGGAGCUGGUCUCAUUACUCAGGAAAAAUUGAAGGAGCGAUUGCAAGAACCUUUGCAGUAUUUAGCCGAUGCUGCUCGGAUACUGAGUAGAGAAGACCCUCAGAGUCCUGAAGGUAUUACUGGUAAUAUUGCACAGCAAUCUAUGGAACAACUGAAAGCUAGCUUAAAUUCGUUGUAACUGUUGCACAUGAUGUUAUAAAGAUUUAUUUUAUGGAUAGUUUAGUUACUAAAAUCCAUUAAACUUUAGAUCAUUUUAUUUAAGUUACUAAAUUUGUUUGUCGAAUUUUUUUUACG